AUGAACAUCUAUCAGGCUGUUCUGUUCAUCACAUUAGUGGGAAUUGUGGGAUCUGCCCCUCUCUCACAGAAACUGGACAUUAUGGACAAGGAUACUAUUGAACAGGUCCACAGUUUAAUCAGCAAAAUUUUAGAAGAUAUUCCUACAACUCAUGCAGCCUGGAUAAACCCCAAGAGUUUCACACUGGACAAGAGCUCCGAUGAUCUGAAGUUCCUGAAGGACUCGAUGAUACCUACCACCCCUGAACUCGAGAGCUUCUCAGAUCAUUUCAGUCUGGAAAUCUGUCUUGCUCGUAUAGUGGAGGGACUGAGGUUACAUCUGAAUCUGUUGAAAGUGAUCAGCAAAGCACCCACACUGACCCAGACAGACGAGGUGCAAGAACUGCAAGCUGGAAUUCUAGACCUUCUGCACCUAAUUGUCAAGUUGCAGAGUCAAGUGGGAUAUGAACAGCCAAUGCAGACACCGGACAACCAGCUAAAGACCCUCGAGCACCGCCUGGCCGAACCUCUGAAAGAUGCAUACAAUGCUGGGGUGGCGGCUCACCUAACCUUGCAACAGCUGCAGGUGUUCAGUUGCGACGUGCUGCGCAUAAUCCUCAGUAUCCGCAGUAGGACCACCAGCAUGCCUGUCUCAGCAGACCAAUGAGAUAAAAGCUUUCUUUUAUUUAAAGGAAUAGAUUACUUACGCUCAUGUCUUUUAAAACAAGUCUGACUUUCUUUCUUGCUUGGAACACAAAAGGGUUAUCUAUAGCAGAAUGCCCAAGCUGCUCUUUUGUAUAAAGAGAAAGUGAAUGAUGACUACAGCUGCCAAACAAGAUUUUCAAGACGAGAUUUUCAAAGAAUUACAACUUAAAUUUCUGUUUGUAUCUCACACAAAGCUAUCAUUUGAAUUCAGAAGACUUGGAAUAUAGUACAUGAGGAUUACGUUGAUGGUGCUUUGUGUUCUGUUUGAAGCUUGGCAGCUCCUGGUCGCUAUUCACUUUCAUUGUGUUUUCAAGAGCUGUAUAUGAAAUAUCAAAAUAUGUUCUGAUUGGUGUUAAUUUUGAGCAUUUUCACUUUCAGGGUGGACAGAUAAUUUUUUUGUCACUGGUCAUGUUGUGCCACCCAUUAGAAAAGUGUUAGAAACCACGCAGGGCCUUUUACUGCGGGCACAGUAGACCUUGCAGGUUUUAUUUAGUUUAUUUAUUUAUAUAUUAUUUAUAUUGUAACCUCCCUUAUUUUCUGCAGUCUUCAUCAGAAAGCAAACAUUUAAUCAUCCCAAGGAGUGAAAUUCUUUAAAGUGUCAUACAGAUUAUUUAUAAAUGAAUGGAAAGAAAUAUUAUUUAUUAAGCAUAUGACCAUGUCUCAUAAGUUGAACUGAGAUCAUGGUCAUUGGAUUGACCUCCUGAUCUCUAUGAGAACUCUUUACUUACAUCAUGUGAUAAUGUGACCUCCAGUUGUUGGUUUUUACAUAAAAGUACACUUAAAAAUGAGAUUUAAGAUGGUUUUAUGUAUGUUUCAAUAAUAUUAUUUGUUUUUGUAUUUAUUUAAGAAAUAAAUGUAUUUAUUUUAACAUUUAUUGUACUUUUGAACCUUUAAAU
Messenger RNA from Myxocyprinus asiaticus (Chinese sucker), 1579 nucleotides. RefSeq lists its product as uncharacterized. Gene Ontology annotation, molecular function: cytokine activity. Lineage: Eukaryota; Metazoa; Chordata; Actinopteri; Cypriniformes; Catostomidae. The record is from RefSeq and is a predicted model, not a curated record. The transcript is spliced from 5 exons. The coding region runs from base 1 to 645 and encodes 214 amino acids. Gene Ontology annotation, biological process: immune response; macrophage differentiation; neutrophil differentiation. Gene Ontology annotation, cellular component: extracellular region.